Messenger RNA from Aspergillus chevalieri, 3921 nucleotides. Its product is annotated as putative VPS9 domain protein. The coding region runs from base 1 to 3921 and encodes 1306 amino acids. Gene Ontology annotation, molecular function: SNARE binding; phosphatidylinositol binding; guanyl-nucleotide exchange factor activity. The record is from RefSeq and is a predicted model, not a curated record. Gene Ontology annotation, biological process: early endosome to late endosome transport. Gene Ontology annotation, cellular component: plasma membrane; transport vesicle; early endosome. The transcript has 3 exons. Lineage: Eukaryota; Fungi; Ascomycota; Eurotiomycetes; Eurotiales; Aspergillaceae.
AUGCACCCUCUAAACCCCUUCCUUCGUGCCUUCUUUAGAAGCACUGUUCCGGGGCAAUGUCUGCCUAUCGAGAAUCAUGUCUUGCUAGUACCGACAACCGAAUGCUUGACCGGUUCGCGCGAUCGUGAGUCGAAUCUCUACUACUCCGAUAUCGUUGGUUCGGAAGACUUCCUGGGCAGUCAUGUUCUACGGAUUCCGCUCUCUGCUGGGCACGCAGGUGGAAAGGACGAUUCGAACGUCCGCGAUAGUCGAGGAAAGGCAAAACAAGUGUCAACAGUCAACGGGCGGACAGUGAUCAUCAAGGAGAGCUCGGUUUACAGCAACAAAGGCUUCAAAUCUCUAACCCAGGCCCAACUACUGUCGGAUGCCCUAUACUACGCCCCGAACAACGAAUCGCAACCAUGGCUCGUCUACUACAUCUCUCGACCCUUGAUCGGCUCCUUCGAUCCCGGCAAGAUCAUCUCUGCCGCAGUACCUGACAUGCUUCCAAGAAAUGUCGAAUCCGACAAAGAAACAACCUCAACCGGUCCGGUUUCCUCGCCGCCCAAGAAAGUUAUCAGGACGUUUGGCGAGCUGUUGCUGAAUUUCCCAAUGAUUGCACGGCAGAUGCAAUCGGGUCUUGACAGACUGUUUCGGGAAUUUGGCAAAGAGCUAGGGAAACCGCUGCCUCCCCCGCCAUCGCGGUCACCUAUGUUAGAAGACGAUGAGAGAUUAAGGGGCCGUACUGAGUUGAAAGCGGAUGAAACAGCUUCGAACCGCAGUUUAUCGGCUUUUGGGCAGGAACCGUUGCCGUUCAAUUCAGGGGAGUACUUUGAGGAUGAUGAGGAUCUCAUGCGCCGGAGCUUGGAGACUGCAGUAACUGCGGCCAUCGACCUUUUCCGUCUUGUAGACAAGCAACAAUUAUCGUUCUUAGGAGCUACUACCGAUCUCACCGGCCCUCUAGUUGAACGGUUGAUCGAGCGGUACGUCGCUGAACAGGUGCAUGAACCGCUCCUUUUCCCUCGGCUUUGCAGCUUUCGAAAGUCUGAAGACGCAGACUUGGAUUAUAGGAUUCGUCAAAUGGAAAGUGUUGAUGUUUCGCAAGUUGGGAUUACCGUCGAAGGGGGCCGUGACGGUAAGAGAGAAUUACUGCAACGUCUUGGGAGAGGAGUGGAGGUGUUCCGAAAGAUGUUGGAGGCGAAGUGUCCUCACGAUAUGCUGGGUACGCUUCUGGAAACGGUCAAAGUGAUAUCGUUCCCCGGCAACUACGACAAGGCUGGUGCGUCGGCCUCUGAGAAGAAGACGGCGCCAAUGAUGGUCAACGCUGACAUCUUGGUCUCUUUAUUGCUUGUUGUGGUCAUCAGAUCUCAAAUACGACAUCUCCAGGCCAGGCUCCUUUACAUGCAGCAUUUCAUCUACAUCGACGAUGUCGAAAGUGGAGAAAUGGGAUAUGCUUUGAGCACUUUUGAGGCCGUUCUUACGUAUCUUUUGACGGAUUCAGCGGGCUUGCGAAGAGCAAGUGUCCGCAACAGGCGCUUGUGGAACGCCACAAAGGCAGGCAAAGUCUCUGAUAUGAAGGCUAUUCUGGAACCCGGCACUGACCACGAGUCGCUGGAUGACGAAUUACCCGUGGAGCGAGAAGGCAAAACCGUACUCUUCAAGACAAAUGAGGAUGACGAACCUCCACGCGAUACUUCGUCCGUGCAUAGCGUGCCAGUCGGCUUCUCAGAAGACGAUGAACCAUCAUCAUCUCAUAUAGAAGACGGUUCAUCAUCUGAGAUGCCACCAUUGGCUCAUGUGUUCCCCUUCCAGACAUGGACUGGCAAUACUUCCCAAAAGGAGACCCGGCGUCCGCCGAAGAGGGUCUCCAUGGAUGUCCGCAGUUUAUCCUCUUCGUCAGCUGUCUCAUUCGCUUCGAGGACAACCACCAUCGGAUCGAUGACCAGCACAAUCGAAGGUGAUAGUUCGAUCGAAACAUUGACAAAAACACAGGAUCCUGCCGGGUAUUCAAUUCCAAUGAUGGCCGUCGAAAGUCGUCAGCCUGAGGCGUUGGAGUAUCUGCUGAGCCUUGAGGAAUAUUACCCACUACAGGAUAUACUUACAGACACGAACACUGAAGGGACAACACUGCUUAGCGCAGCUGUCCAGCUGGGACACACGGAAGUGGUGAACAUCCUGCUUGACUUCCUUUUCAGAUCGACCGACGAGAGCACGCUCGUAUCCUAUUUGAAGAAGUCGGAUGUACAUGGACGCACGGUUGCUCACUACCUUUUCAGUACGCCGUCUGUCAUAUCCACACUGGGAAAGCUUCUCCCCUGGAAGCAGCGCGACAAACAUGGACAAACGCCACUUUUUGCACUCUGCAGGUCUUACGACCAUCCUGAUUACAAGUUCAUGAUCAAUGAUGCAUUGAAUGCCGCCCAGGAUGCCCAGGGAGAUGGUAAAGCGAUACGCCUUGACGAUCACGUCGAUUCGAGGGGUAAUACAUUGCUCCAUAUAGUCAGCGAUCCCGAGGUAACCCUACGAAUCCUCGAAGGAAGCGAUUGCGACCCGAACGCAACCAACGAGAAGAAAUUCACGCCGUUAAUGACAGCUAGCAAGUAUGGUCGUAUAGACCAAGUUCGACUUCUCUUUAUGGAUCCCAGAGUGGAUGUCCAUCUCAAGGAAAUCCGUGGAUUAACAGCUGUCGAGAUCGCCAAAGACGACGAAGUACGCAAUCGCAUCGACGACCUAAUACUCCUGUCAAGCCCUCCUUCAGCAUACGAUGAUCCGUCAGGCCGGGUCACUACAGUGGUGCGUUCAUUCUUCGUUGAGGAUGCGACGGUUCGAUUUGUUUUGAAAUCCGGUGCACCCCACUCCCCUGAGAACGAAGCUGAAUCUAGACCCGGCUCCGCAACAUACACAGUCACCACCUGUCGACGCAGUUUCUCGGAUUUCGAGAACCUAGCCAAGGGUCUCUCACUCGAGCACCCAGCCUCCUACAUCCCGUCACUCUCGAACUUCCGCAGCCCCUUUCAAAUCCACUCCAAACCGUCCCGUGCCGUUCUCCAUGAUAUGCAAGAGAAGCUCGACCGGUUCCUAAAGAUCCUCCUCACUCAUCCAACCUUCUCCACUCACGAAAUGCUCUGGGAAUUUUUCCUUGUCCCCGAGUUGCAUCCCGACAUGAUGGCAGAUCGAUCUCUCCAAAAGGCAGCAGCUCUUUCCGAGACUAUAGCUGAGGACUACGCACCUGUCACACUCGAGGGAAUGCGAGAGGCGGAACAAUUCGUCACACACGCGCAGGAGGUCGUCCGCGCUGUGCAUGCGAACACACGCAGUACCAUCCGCCGCGGACACUCCCUGCACAAUGCCACUUCAGACCUCGCGGACGCAGUCACCCUCUGCACGUCCGUCCUCUCGACUCUAAAAGAACCAACCAACGCCCUUCCACCAACCCACAUUGACGCUUUCGCCCGCUACGCUGGGUUCCUCUCGACCUCAACUUCGGAUUCCUCUCCUCUCUUGCAGUACCUCACUGCCCUAACCUCCAUUGACAAUACGACCGCCGCAAUCCUGUCUGCACUCUCACGACCAGUUAACCUUAUGUCCACACUUGCCACUACAAACAGAACUCUCUCCCGCACGCACUCCUCACUCGUUUCUUCUUCCCUUCCACGCAGAUUCAAUCUCAGUUUCCCGGGUCUCGAAGAAUCGCGCCAGAAAUCCGUGCGAGACCUCGAGAACAAGAUCAACGAGUACGAAGCACAGACAGCGCAACUUUCGAGGGAGAUUACCUGGAAUAAAGACGUUGUUGUUAGCGAGCUUGCCGGGUGGACGUCAUGGAAGGAGAAGGUUGGACGAGAUGCGAUAAAGUCGUUUGCGAGGGAUAUGCUUGUCAGAGAACGGGAGAGGGGAAAGAGGAUAGAGAGGUGCUUGAGAAGUGUAAGAGAUAUCGGAUCUUAG